Panicum virgatum (switchgrass) is the source of this 1594-nucleotide messenger RNA. RefSeq names its product exocyst complex component EXO70H1-like. The record is from RefSeq and is a predicted model, not a curated record. The coding region runs from base 152 to 1498 and encodes 448 amino acids. Gene Ontology annotation, molecular function: phosphatidylinositol-4,5-bisphosphate binding. The transcript has 2 exons. NCBI's taxonomy places the organism in Eukaryota, Viridiplantae, Streptophyta, Magnoliopsida, Poales, Poaceae. Gene Ontology annotation, biological process: exocytosis. Gene Ontology annotation, cellular component: exocyst.
CACCUUCAAUUGGGAGUUUGUUCUUUUUGGAUCGUCAACUGCGCGGCUAGCUCAAGCUUCGUUGUUAGCAUGGGGGGUGUGCUCAGCGGCAGGAAGGGGAGUGGAUCCGAUACGCGCAACAUUAUCAGCACUUCAGACGGCCAAGCGCGACAUGCCUGUGGAAGUAAACACAGAGAAGGAGAAGCACUUUGAUGGCCUGGUCCAGGAAUUCUUUGGUGCGCCGUCAGCUAAUUACAGCGUCAAUGGUGGCGCCAUUGAAGUCCUGGAGAGGUGGUUCAGUGAACUUGGCAUCCGAUGGGUUCUCCGCCUCGCUGACGGUGCAGAUGCAGGGGAGCUCGAGCAUACUUUUCCUUCUCAAGAACGUCCUUAUGCUGCGCGGUCAUGGAUCCGGGCUCUCACAGAAAUAAUAGGGACCAGCCAUUCUGCGAGUUCCCUCUUUCCUGAUCACUCUUCCCAGUUUGCAAGAUUUACCCAGGAAGCGGUUUUGAAAAUGCUCCCUUUUGUCGACGUUAUAGUUGCUACCAGUGAUGAAGCCUUUCUUAGCAAAUUGGUGGAUGCACCUUACAAGAAGCUCGAGACCCUGCUGAAUGUGCGUGACGCUCUGUCCAAAGCCUUGUCAAAGAUCCAGUCGCCAUCCGAGUCGGAGGCCUCUGAAGAAGUUCGAAGGAUACAGGGUGAGAUGGUGACCCUCUUGUCAGCCAAGGAGGGCAAGGUAGAUGAGGCCAUCUGGAACACAAUGGAGGAUAUUAGGAGAGGUAUCCUAGAGCCGAUGGAGCGCGGUGGCAACUCAUCGGGUACUCACACUCCACGAGUAUCCCCGAUCAUUUACAACGUCACUCGGUCCGUAAUAAGCUAUGUCUUGUUUCUGCGGACCAGUUACUCGUCAGUGGCUCCAAUCCUUUACGAAGCGGCUAGCCGUGGUAAGAUUGUGACUGAGAUUGGCAACACAAACCCUUUGUCUAGUCUUGCAGUGGAGAUGAUCUCCUGUAUAGAAGAAAAGGUCAACAAGAAGUCGCAAUCGUUCCUGGACCAGAGCAUCAGGUUCCUAUUCCUGACCAACAAUUCUUACUUGAUAUGGCAGCUGCUGCAUCAAUCAAUUUCUGAUACGGUUCCUGAAUCACAUAUGCAAGCACUCACCAACAAGACCGAUGACUACGUACGGGAUUAUGUACAGGUAUCUUGGGCACCGUUAUUGUCCUGCUUGAACUCUACCACACCUUUUCGUCUCGGAAGAGACUCCCCGCUUGCUAAGUUCGAGAGAGAAUUUCAAGAAACAUACAAUACCCAAAAGCUAUGGCCGGUUCGAAACCCAGAGCUGAGGAGAGAGCUGCGGGAGGCAAUCGCCGAAAAAGUCAUUCCAGGCUUUACAAAAUACCUGGCCGAUAACAACAUCACCGCCCGGGAACGGAAAGUCUUCUUUUCAUUUUUGAAGGACCGGAAACGGAAUGUCACUCCAAAGAAGAUGGAGGAAAUGCUACAAGAGCUAUUCGAAGGGUGAGCAAGUUUCCGUGUGUGUAGCCAUGUAUGCUUCCAUAUGUGCUCAGAGUUUCAUUUUGGUUUUGGAGUAAAUUGUGGUUGUUCAAAAGAGAGAAAA